GCAGCCCAACCAACCCACAGCACAGAAAAAAGGAGUCACCAUCGCAAGUUCGAGUCUUGUCUGCUGUUGGUGGGUUAGCUAAAGAGAAGCUAAACUUGGUUUGCGUGUUAGCCGUGUAUUUAUGUGAGGGUGUUUGGUUACUUAAUUCGGAUUCCUCCAAAAUGCCUAACAUAAAGAUAUUCAGUGGCAGCUCUCAUCCGGACCUUGGCCAAAAAAUUGCCGACCGACUGGGACUUGAGCUGGGGAAGGUUGUGACCAAGAAAUUCAGCAACCAGGAGACAUGGUAGGUUAAAAGUGUUUAAACAAUACCUACUGGCUAGUAAGCGUUAUUUUACCAAUGUGUGAAUGUUCUGCCUGGGAAUGUUGCUUUGGUUGUUAGCUAGGUACAGGAACGCGUUAGCUAGCUGAAGUUAGCCCACAUGGCCGAUUGAAAGCGCGAGUGAGUGUGGUCGUUGUUGUUGCUAGUUAGCUAACUAAAUUAGCUUACCGCAAACGUGUUCAACUACUAAUAUAGCUAGCUAACUAGCAUUACCUAGCUUUGUUGGCAACUUUAUGUAGACCUUAAAAUGAGACAGGGUAAGGGCAGGAGGCUUAACGUUAGAACGGCAACUCCCAAAAUCCAUGUGGACUGUAUUGUAAUACCGGGCAUACACAACACGAUUUCGCUACGUUUUUGCAGUCCCAGACUAAUUUUCAUGAUCGGGGUGAAAUCCUAUGUAUGAACUUCGACUAGGAUCAGUACGUCGGGACUCGCGUAGUUUCAAAGGGUGAAGGACAAACUGAUGCCGGUGGUGGCUGUUCCGUUCUGCAGACCCUUGUCGGAUGAUGUUCCGAUAAGUUUCUGACAUGUCCGAAAUGUUUGUCGUGCAUCUUGUAGUAUGAGCAGUGCUACGACGCGAUUGGACAAGUACUACUGCCAAUGAGCACUCAGCAUGUUAGAGCAAAACAAUUUGAUAUUUUAGUCAUUUAGCAGACGCUCUUAUCCAGAGCGACCUACAAUUAGUGAGUGCAUACAUUUUUCAUACUGGCCCCCCGUGGGAACAAUGAUGGUGAAGCGGGAAGCAACAACAACUUGCAGGUUGUCACUGGUUACCACAGCCAAAACCAAAAAUGGGGGUCUUAAUUUAAGUUCAGGGUUAGGGGCGGCAGGUAGCUUAGUGGUUAAGAGCUUUGUGCCAGUAACCGAAAGGUCGCUCGUUCUAAUCCCCGAGCCGACUAGGUGAAAAAUCUGUCGAUGUGCCCUUGAGCAAGGCACUUAACCCUAAUUGCUCCUGUAAGUCGCUCUGGAUAAGAGUGUCUGCUAAAUGACUAAAAUGUAAAAAAAUGGUUAGGCAUAAGGUUAGCAGUUUGGUUUAAAAUCCAAUUUUAAUAAUUGUUUGCAGAAAUCGGCGUGGUUUAGCCAUAAUUAUGACUCAUGAGACCUAGCACAAAGGCACAAUUGUGUGUGAUUGUGGCCAGGGGAGUUCCUGCAUAUGGGCAUUCCUGCAUAUUUUUUGGGGGGCGAAGGACCCUGUCUGCCGUAACUAUGUACCAGAUACCUCGUAGCUAGCUAGCACACAGUUCCCUUUGCUCCCGCCUGCUGAACACCUGCUGUUAACAGAACUGCGGGAAAGCAAUGCCCGACAGGCAGGGACGACAGACAUGGUCUACUGAUGUUAUAGUUAGCUAGCUACCUAUCCCGCCUGCUGUUUACCGGAGUCCUAGCCUGCUAGCUAUCACCCAGUGUCCUUCACUAACGCCUGCUGUACACCUGCCCUCGCCGUCGUUAUCGUUAACAUAACUGCGGGAAAGCAGUGCCAGACAGGCGGGGGUGAAGUACGCUGUCUACCCGUGUGCUAACUACAUAUCCCGCCUGCUAUGUACCUUCGCUCCCGCUUGCCGAACACUUGCCGUCGAUAACAGAACUGCGGGAAAACAGUACUAGACAGGCGGGGGCGAAGGACACUGUCUACCGGUGUCAAUCAAUCAAAUGUUAUUUAUAAAGCCCUUUUUACAUCCGCAGAUGUCACAAAGUGCUAUACCGAAACCCAGCCUAAAACCCAAACAGCAAGCAAUGCAGAUGUAGAAGCAUGGUGGCUAGUAAAAACUCCCUAGAAAGGCAGAAACCUAGAGGGGAACCAGGCUCUGAGGGGUGGACAGUCCCCUUCUGGCUGUGCCGGGUGGAGAUUAUAACAGUACAUGGCCAUUAAGGCCAGAUUUUUCUCCAAGAUGUUCAAACGUUCAUAGAUGACCAGCAGGGUCAAAUAAUAAUCACAGUGGUUGUAGAGGUUGCAACAGGUCAGUACAUCAGGAGUAAAUGUCACUUGGCUUUUCAUAGCCGGGCAUUUAGAGGUUGAAAUAGCAGGUGCAGUAGAGAGAGAGAGUUGAAAACAGCAGGUCUGGGACAAGGUAACAUGUCUGGUGAACAGGUCAGGGUUCCUGAGUGGAAACUGUAGCAGCAGCACGACCAGGUGGACUGGGGACAGCAAUGAUUCAUCAGGCCAGGUAGUCCUGAGGCAUGGUCCUAGGGCUCAGGUCCUCUGGGAUGGGAGGGAGAGAGAGGGAGAAUUAGAGGGAGCAUACUUAUAUUCACACAGGACACCGGAUAAGACAGGAGAAUAACACCAGACAUAAGACUGACCCUAGCCCCCCGGCACAUAGACUAUUUCAGCAUAGAUACUGGAGGCUGAGACAGGGGGGGUUGGGAGACACUGUGGCACCGUCCGACGAUACCCCCGGACAGGGCCAACCAGGCAGGAUAUAACCCCACCCACUUUGCCAAAGCACAGCCCCCACACCACCAGAGGGAUAUUUUUCCUGUAGUCCUGUGGACUACAGGAAAAAAAAGAGGACUGAGCACGCCCCCAUUCUCAUCGACGGGGCUGUAGUGGAACAGGUUGAGAGCUUCAAGUUCCUUGGUGUCCACAUCACCAACGAACUAUCAUGGUCCAAACACACCAAGACAGUCGUGAAGAGGGCACGACAAAGCCUAUUCCCCCUCAGGAGACUAAAAAGAUUUGGCAUGGGUCCUCAGAUCCUCAAAAAAUUCUACAGCUGCACCAUCGAGAGCAUCCUGACUGGUUGCAUCACCGCCUGGUAUGGCAACUGCUUGGCCUCUGACCGCAAGGCACUACAGAGGGUAGUGCGUACGGCCCAGUACAUCACAGGGGCAAAGCUCCCUGCCAUCCAGGACCUCUAUACCAGGCGGUGUCAGAGGAAGGCCCUCAAAAUUGUCAAAGACUCCAGUCACCCUAGUCAUAGACUGUUCUCUCUGCUACCGCACGGCAAGCGGUACCGGAGUGCCAAGUCUAGGUCCAAAAGACUUCUCAACAGCUUCUACCCCCAAGCCAUAAGACUCCUGAACAGCUAAUCAUGGCUACCCGGACUAUUUGCACUGCCCCCCCACCCCAUACUUUUUACGCUGCUGCUACUCUGUUAAGUAUUUAUGCAUAGUCACUUUAACUCUACCCACAUGUACAUAUUACCUCAACUACCUCAACUAGCCGGUGCCCCCGCACAUUGACUAUGCAACGGUACCCCCCUGUAUAUAUAGCCUCCCUACUGUCACUUUAUUCUAUUGUAUAUAUAGCCUCCCUACUGUCACUUUAUUUUUGCUUCUGCUCUUUUUUUCUCAACACUUUUUUGUUGUUGUUUUAUUCUUACUUUUUUGUUUGAAAUGGAUGCACUGUUGGUUGGGGGCUGUAAGUAAGCAUUUCACUGUAAUGUCUGCACCUGUUGUAUUCGGCGCAUGUGACCAAUAAAAUUUGAUUUGAUUUGAUUUGAUAUCAACAGACCACCAACCUACUACCCUGAGACAAGGCUGAGUAUAGCUCAUGAUGAUCUCCUCCACUGCACGAGCCCGAGGGAGCGACAAACCGGACAGGAAGAUCACGUCUGUGACUCAACCCACUCAAGUGAUGCACCCCUCCUAUGGACGGCAUGGAAAGCACCAGUAAGCCAGUGACUCAGCCCCCAUAAUAGGGUCAGAGGCAGAGAAUCCCAAUGGAGAGACAGGAACCGGCCAGGCAGAGACAGCAAGGGUGGUUUGUGCUCCAGUGCCUUUCCGUUCACCUUCGCACCCCUGGGCCAGACUACACUCAAUCAUAGGACCUACUGAAGAGAUGAGUCUUCAGUAAAGACUUAAAGGUCGAGACAGAGUCUGCGUCUCUCACAUGGAUAGGCGGACCAUUCCAUAAAAAUUGAGCUCUAUAGGAGAAAGUCCUGCCACCAGCUGUUUGCUUAGAAAUUCCAGGGACAAUAAGGAGGCCUGCGUCUUGUGACCGUAGCGUACGUGUAGGUAUGUACGGCAGGACCAAAGCUAGCUAGCUACCUAUCCCGCCUGCUGUGUACCGGAGUCCUAGCUAACUGCGUUGGCGCCCCACCUCUUCUGUGGGGUAUAUCAGCAGUUGGCAUCCAACGUUAUGGUGCAUUACCGCCACCUACUGUACUGGAGCGCUUCCGCCUGUGUACUGGAGUCCUAGUUAAAAAAUGGACCAAUAAAAGUAUAAAGAGGGGUUCCUGCAGAUGCAGGAAUGCUCACAUGCAGGAACGCCCCGAAUUGCAGGCCGCAAUUGCACCCUUGUCCAAAGGCCGGCAGAUGGUGAUAUUGAGUUUAGGGCUGUCCCCGACAAACAUUUUUUUUUAGGUCGACCGAAAUCCGUCUGGUCGACAUUUUAAAAAUGUAUUUUUCCAUAUAUAGAUACACCCUAUGUGUUUAAAAUAAAAUAAAAAUCAACUAUAUGCAUCGAGCUUGUCUGAUACUUUAAGCUCACUGUCACUCUUCCUCCACAGAGGAGCUCUGUCAGUGACCAUUGGGUUCUUGGUCACCUCCCUGACCGGCCCUUCUCCCCCGAUUGCUCAGUUUGGCCGGGCGGCCAGCUCUAGGAAGUGUCUUGGUGGUUCCAAACUUCUUCCAUUUAAGAAUGACGGAGGCCACUGUGUUCUUGGGUACCUUCAAUGCUGCAGAUAUUUUUUGGUACCCUUCCCCAGAUCUGUCCCUCGACACGAUCUUGUCUCGGGGGCUCUACGGACAAUUCCUUCGACGUCAUGGCUUGGUUUUUGCUCUGACAUGCACUGUCAACUGUGGAACCUUGUAUAGACAGGUGUGUGCCUUUCCAAAUCAUGUCCAAUCAAUUGAAUGAGCUCAAUUUCGAAUCUCAUCGCAAAGGGUCUGAAUACUUAUGUAAAAAGGGUAUUUGUUUUUUUUGUUUUAAUAAAUACAUUUGCAAAAAUGUAUAACCUGUUUUCGCUUUGUCAUUGUGUUAGAUUGAUGAGGGGGGGACAAACAAUUUAAUCCAUUAGAAUAAGGCUGUAACAAAAUGUGAAAAAAGUCAAGGGGUCUGAAUACUUUCCGAAUGCACUGUGUGUGUGUGCUACUGCUCAACCCAAAAUAAUAUUGGUCGACCAACAGCCUAUCGACCAGUUGACUAUUUGGGGUCAGCCCUAAUUGUGUCAUGUCAUCUUACCGUCCUAAUGCAUUGUAUGCAGCCAGCAAUACAUUCGUAUCCCUUGUGGACCGGUUUGUACCUAAAACAUUCUCCAUUUCGGCUGCAUAGGCUUCAAUAUCUUCAACUUAAUUUAAUGGCGGGGGGGAUAUGCGUACCCUCCUUAUGAAACACUGUUUUCCACCACCAUGCUAGUGGCUAAAUGCCAAUUCCGGCUGUUGUGUAUCGCGUUCAGUUGCUAUCAGACCAGGGGUUCUGUUUUUUUUAAUGCCUACUGUGUUAGCAGCAUCGCAUGGGCAGACUGGUUGUCGCUAGAUGCACUACAUCACCAAAAGUAUAUGGACACCUGGUCGUCGAACAUCCCAUUCCAAAAUCAUGGGCAUUAAUAUGGAGUUGGUCCCCUCUUUGCUGCUAUUACAGCCUUCACUCUUCUGGGAAAGCAUUCAACUAGAUGUUGGAACAUUGCUACGGGACUUGCUUCCAUUCAGCCACGAGCAUUAGUGGGGUCGGGAAUGGAUGUUGGGCGAUAAGGCCUGGCUCGCAGUCGGCAUUCCAAUUCAUCCCAAAGGUGUUCGAUGGGGUUGAGGUCAGGGAUCUGUGCAGGCCAGUCAAGUUCUUCCACACCGAUCUCGACAAACCAUUUAUGUAUGGACCUUGCUUUGUGCACGGGGGCAUUGUCAUGCUAAAACAGGAAAGGGCCUUCACCAAACUGUUGCCACAAAGUUGGAAGCACAGAAUCGUCUAGAAUGUAAUUGUAUGCUGUAGCGUUAAGAUUUCUCUUCACUGGAACUAAGGGGCCUAGCCGGAACCACGAAAAACAGUCCCAGACCAUUAUUCCUCCUCCACCAAAGUUUACAGUUGGGGCAGGUGGCGUUCUCCUGGCAUCCGCCAAACCCAGAUUCGUCCAUCGGACUACCAGAUGGUGAAGCGUGAUUCAUCACUCCAGAGAACGCGUUUCCACUGCUCCAGAGUCCAAUGGCAGCGAGCUUUACACCACUCCAGCCGAUAGAUAUUUAGUUAUGUUUGAUACCUGACAGAAAAUAAGGAAGUAGCUUUGAUAAGAAGUAUUUAAGAUUUUAAUGCUACAAUACACAAGACAGGUGGCUAUCAGAGUCUGCGUGUGAACGACUGAGCAGCCAUUCCAGGGGACUUUUGAGAGAUUUUGUAUGUUUGCCCACUGACAAAGAAAUGAUCAGUCUAUAAUUUUAAUGGUACGUUUAUUUGAACAGUGAGAGACAGAAUAACAACAACAAAAAUCCAGAAAAACGCAUGUCAAAAAUCGUAUAAAUUGAUUUGCAUUUUAAUGAGGGGAAAUAAGUAUUUGACCCCCUCUCAAUCAGAAAGAUUAAAGGGAGUGCUCCUAAUCUCAGCUUGUUACCUGUAUAAAAGACACCUGUCCACAGAAGCAAUCAAUCAAUCAGAUUCCAAACUCUCCACCAUGGCCAAGACCAAAGAGCUCUCCAAGGAUGUCAGGGACAAGAUUGUAGACCUACACAAGGCUGGAAUGGGCUACAAGACCAUCGCCAAGCAGCUUGGUGAGAAGGUGACAACAGUUGGUGCGAUUAUUCGCAAAUGGAAGAAACACAAAAUAACUGUCAAUCUCCCUCGGCCUGGGGCUCCAUGCAAGAUCUCACCUCGUGGAGUUGCAAUGAUCAUGAGAACGGUGAGGAAUCAGCCCAGAACUACACGGGAGGAUCUUGUCAAUGAUCUCAAGGCAGCUGGGACCAUAGUCACCAAGAAAACAAUUGGUAACACACUACGCCGUGAAGGACUGAAAUCCUGCAGCGCCCGCAAGGUCCCCCUGCUCAAGAAAGCACAUAUACAUGCCCGUCUGAAGUUUGCCAAUGAACAUCUGAAUGAUUCAGAGGAGAACUGGGUGAAAGUGUUGUGGUCAGAUGAGACCAAAAUCGAGCUCUUUGGCAUCAACUCAAUUCGCCGUGUUUGGAGGAGGAGGAAUGCUGCCUAUGACCCCAAGAACACCAUCCCCACUGUCAAACAUGGAGGUGGAAACAUUAUGCUUUGGGGGUGUUUUUCUGCUAAGGGGACAGGACAACUUCACCGCAUCAAAGGGACGAUGGACGGGACCAUGUACCGUCAAAUCUUGGGUGAGAACCUCCUUCCCUCAGCCAGGGUAUUGAGAAUGGGUCGUGGAUGGGUAUUCCAGCAUGACAAUGACCCAAAACACACGGCCAAGGCAACAAAGGAGUGGCUCCAAGAAUAAGCACAUUAAGGUCCUGGAGUGGCCUAGCCAGUCUCCAGACCUUAAUCCCAUAGAAAAUCUGUGGAGGGAGCUGAAGGUUCGAGUUGCCAAACGUCAGCCUCGAAACCUUAAUGACUUGGAGAAGAUCUGCAAAGAGGAGUGGAACAAAAUCCCUCCUGAGAUGUGUGCAAACCUGGUGGCCAACUACAAUAAACGUCUGACCUCUGAUUGCCAACAAGGGUUUUGCCACCAAGUACGAAGUCAUGUUUUGCAGAGGGGUCAAGUACUUAUUUCCCUCAUUAAAAUGCAAAUCAAUUCAUAAGAUUUUUUACAUGCGUUGUUGUGGAUUUUGUUGAUAUUCUGUCUCUCAGCAUUAAAAUUAUAGACUGAAUUUCUUUGUCAGUGGGCAAACGUACAAAAUCAGCAGGGGAUCAAAUACAGAGAGAGAGAUGUUUUUAAAAUUUCUAACAGACAACUCUUGGUCGACAAACAACAUUUUUUUUAGUUGGGUACAGCCCUAGUGUGAAUAUAUGGAUCAUUCAUUGAGUGUUGUUUAGUCUAUUGACCUGGAAGCCCAUGAUGCCAUGAUUAUGUACAUUAACAGAAUGGGGCGGCAGGUAGCUUAGUGGGUAAGAGCGUUGUGCCAGUAACCGAAAGGUCGCUGGUUCUAAUCCCCGAGCCGACUAGGUGAACUGUCGAUGUGCCCUUGAGCAAGGCACUUAACCCUAAUUGCUCCUGUAAGUCGCUCUGGAUAAGAGCGUCUGCUAAAUGACUAAAAUGUAAAUGUCUUCUCUUCAUGUUCUCUACGUGUUAUGGUCCUGUCACCAUGUAUAGCUACUGUCUGACACUGUAUGACUUGAUCCUGCAGCGUGGAGAUUGGGGAGAGUGUCAGAGGAGAGGAUGUCUACAUUGUCCAGAGUGGUUGUGGUGAGAUUAAUGAUAACUUAAUGGAGCUCCUCAUCAUGAUCAAUGCCUGUAAGAUUGCCUCUGCCUCACGAGUCACGGCUGUCAUCCCCUGUUUCCCAUAUGCAAGACAAGACAAGAAGGACAAGGUGGGGGUGAGGGAAACUUUUAAAAUAGUUUGUUCUGUUCACAGCACCAACACACUUCACACCAUCUAUAGUCAGUCAGUCCAUUUGCUUUGAUGUCAUCAUAUAUUUGACUGCUUCUCAAAAAUGCCAUAUUGGGCAAACCAAUUUGGUUGAUUUAGAAUAUAACUGACAAAGCUAAUUCAGAAAAGAGAUGGGUCUCCCUCUGUUAUUUUUUAAAUUGCAUUGUCUCAAUGGGCCUUCUUCUGCAUGCAUUGUAUGAUUAUAGAGAUGAACAAUGUUUUUCUGAACAGAGUCGGGCGCCCAUCUCUGCAAAGCUGGUGGCCAACAUGUUGUCAGUGUCAGGAGCCGAUCACAUAAUCACCAUGGACCUGCACGCCUCGCAGAUACAGGUGAGCCUUCUGGCACAUUAUUUGGCUCGUUCCAUCUAUAUUGCAGUCACUAGUGUAGGAUACACAACUAAGAUGUACAAAUGAUUGAUUAGGCUAUACGAUACUUGUGUUGCGUACUAUAAACGGGUUGCCUGACAACGUCACAAAUGAUGCACGUGCAUCGCAGGGGUAGAAGGCUGUGUUAUGAUUCUGAACGAUCAGAUGGCUAGCAACAAUUACAAGAAGCUGCCAUGUGGGGAAUCCUAGGUGGCUGGUUUCAGAUAGUUGUAUCUUGUAGUGCUGAGCGUUAAGUGCUUUUUGAAGUCUGUUUUGGUUUUGUUUCGAUUAUUACAAAAUAAUCAUGGUUUUCUGUUUCAAUAUUAUUAUUUUUACGUUAAAUGCAUUAUGAAAUAAUGACAUUAAAAUGAUUAGAGCUUUUUAAUGGAAAAGUAAAAAAUGGUGAACAUUCAAUUGCCAAAACAUUGAAAAUAUUCCAUUGUCUUGUCAGGUCCACAUAUCAUUUUUAAAUUCCUUAAAGUCAUCAUCUCUGCUCAGGCAGUAGCAGCCAGACAGACAACCAUCUAAUACUCUGUUCUCCCCAUACUAUACUGUCUCUAGUCAUCCUAUUUAGCUAGGCUAACCGGCCUAAGUAUGCUGCAGAGCUGUCUGAUAAUCAUUUUACUAGUUCUUCAAAGUAGAUAAGGCAUACUUUCACCAACUCUCUAUCCCCCUCGUCGUUGUGGUCUGGGUGUAUCUAACCUAACGUAGCAGGCGUCAGUGUAUCCAUCUGUGUCCGAGCCGGAAAAUAACAGGCUUAUGGUCAUUGUAGUUAACUACCACGUUUUGGCGCUGAACUAGGUUGAAUAUUUGCUUAAUGAAAACUACAACUCCCUUCAGCCCAGCGUCCCAUAUAGUUCUUGACUUCAUUUCUCUCAUGAAUGAUUUGAUUUCUUUCUAGAUAAAUGGCACGUUGGGCUCACAAAACCCGCCCGAACUAAAUGGGAUUCAAGUACGUUGAACAAAAAUAUAAAUGUAACAUGCAACAAUUUCAAAGAUUUUACUUAGUUACAGUUGAUAUGAGGAAAUCAGUCAAUUAAAAUAAAUUAAUUAGGCCCUAAUCUAUGGAUUUCACAUGACUGGGAAUACAGAUAUGCAUCUGUUGGUCACAGAUACCUUUAAAAAAAAAAAAGUAGGGGUUUGGCUCAGAAAAUCAGUCAGGAUCUGGUGUGACCACCAUAUUUGCCUCAUGCAGUGUGACACAUCUCCUUCGCAUAGAGUUGAUCAGGCUGUUGAUUGUGGCCAGUGAAUGUUGUCAGACUCCUCGUCAAUGGCUGUGCGAAGUUGCUGGAUAUUGGCGGGAACUGGAACACGCUGUCGUACACGUCGAUCCAGACGAUUCCAAACAUGCUCAAUGGGUGACAUGUCUGGUGAGUAUGCAGGCCAUGGAAGAACUGGGACAUUUUCAGCUUCCAGGAAUUGUGUACAGAUCCUUGCGACAUGGGGCUGUGCAUUAUCAUGCUGAAACAUGAGGUGAUGGCGGCGGAUGAAUGGCACGACAAUGGGCCUCAGAAUCUCGUGACGGUAUCUCUGUGCAUUCAAAUUGCCAUCAAUAAAAUGCAAUUAUUCGUUGCCCAUAGCUUAUGCCUGCCCAUACCAUCACCCCACCGCCACCAUUGGGCACUCACAACGUUGACAUCAGCAAACCGACGCUACACAUGCUGUCUGCCAUCUGCCCAGUACAGUUGAAACCCGCAUUCAUCUGCGAAGAGCACACUUCUCCAGCGUGCCGAUGGCCAUCAAAGGUGAGCAUUUGCCCUCUGAAGUCAGUUACGAUGCCGAACUGCAGUCAGGUCAAGACCUGGUGAGGACUACGAGCAUGCAGAUGAGCUUCCCUGAGACUGCUUCUGACAGUUUGUGCAGAAAUUAUUUGGUUGUGCAAACCCACAGUUUCAUCAGCUGUCCGGGUGGAUUGUCUCAGAUGAUCCGCAGGUGAAGAAGUUGGAUGUGGAGGUCCUGGGCUGGCGUGGUUACACGUGGUCUGCGGUUGUGAAGCCGGUUGGAUGUACUGCCAAAUUCUCCAACGACAUUGGAGAGGCGGCUUAUGGUAGAGAAAUUAACAUGAAAUUAUCUGGCAACCGCUCUGGUGGACAUUCCUGCAGUCAGCAUGCCAAUUGCACGCUCCCUCAACUUGAGACAACUGUGGCAUUGUGUUGUGACACAACUGCACAUUUUAGUGGCCUUUUAUUGUCCCCAGCACAAGGUGCACCUGUGUAAUGAUCAUGCUGUUUAAUCAGCUUCUUGAUAUGCCACACUUGUCAGGUGGAUUUAUUAUCUUGGCAAAGGAGAAAUGCUCACUAACAGGGAUGUAAACAAAUUUGGUCACAGAAUUGAAGAAAAAUAAGCUUUAUGCGCGUAUGGAACAUUUCUGGGAUCUUUUAUUUCAGCUCAUGAAACAUGGGAACAACACUUAACAUGUUUAUAAUUUUUGUUCAGUGUAAUUGAACCGAUGUUAGUCAAUUAGUUUAAUAACCGAAAAAACCCUCAUUCGGUUAAUUUCUUCGCACUAGUAUCUUGUUCUUGAUACCAUGUCUUGUUUUGACUUAUGCCACGUCUAUAUGACACAUUUUCUAAAUAACUGUUACGAUGUAUUUGAGACUUAUUUUGUAACCAUAAACUGUAUAGGUGCUUAUUUUGCAAAUGUAUUUGUUUUUAAUAAACAUUUGGAGACAAAAUAUAGUUUACAUGUCAACCCCAUCUUGCCCCGAAGAGGUGCGUGCAUCGGUUUUGUUUCUUAACAACAUACUGUCAAUAGUGAGCCACAUGAAAGUUUCUCCAAAAGGCUGUUGCAAGUAAGGCCUUGAAGACACUGACUAGUGAUCCUGUAUCUUAUCAUGGGUUUGCUCGCUGUAUGCCUCUGUAGGGGUUCUUUGAUAUCCCCGUGGACAAUCUAUACGCGGAGCCAGCUGUGCUGAAAUGGAUCAAAGAGAACAUCAAUGAGUGGAAGAAUUGCACCAUUGUGUCUCCUGAUGCCGGAGGAGCCAAAAGGUAGAUUGGAGGAGGCCAAUGGGCCUGUAGAUGCUUCAUCAAUACAAAGGGUCAAAAGGACAGAUUUGAGUUGUUAGGAAUAUUAGCAUUGUUGAAAGGAUGAUUGUUGCUCAAUUCAUUAUUUUCAAGGGAUUCGUCACGUUCACCUCGUUCAGCCGAUUACAACAAUUCCGUUGUAAUAGGAAAGUCAUUUUGAUACUGUCAUUACAGAGUUUGUAUUUGGGAUUAAUCAUAGAAUCAUAAACCUGUGUCUUACUAUAUAUUCCCUUCCUCCUAUAGAUGUAACUUUGGAAUGAUUGACAUCACCUGUAGUACCAUAACCUCACCAAUCUGUGGAUUGCCUUUGCAGGGUCACCUCUAUAGCAGACAGGCUGAAUGUGGACUUCGCCCUAAUCCACAAAGAGCGAAAGAAGGCUAACGAGGUGGACCGCAUGGUCCUGGUGGGGGACGUGAAGGACAGAGUGGCCAUCUUGGUUGACGACAUGGCAGACACCUGCGGCACCAUCUGCCACGCUGCAGAUAAGUGAGUCGCUACUGUGUUUAAGCUGCAUACAUCUUUACAGAGCAGAGACUGAAUAUUCAAUCUUUAAAUGUACAGCAAAUACAGACCGGAGCUGUUACAUCUGUUUAAGGAAGUCUCUGAAAAUGAAAAUGUAUGGAUAGCAAAGUUGUAUACAAACAAAAUGUGGAGAUUCAACCAAAUGUUUUGUUUCUGAAUAUUCAGGCUGCUCUCUGCUGGAGCCACGAAGGUCUAUGCCAUCCUGACCCAUGGGAUCUUUUCAGGCCCUGCUAUCACCCGCAUCAACAAUGCCUGUUUUGAGGCUGUGGUAGUCACGAAUACCAUCCCUCAGGAGGAUAAGAUGAAACACUGUUCAAAAAUACAGGUUAGAAUCCCCACCUCAUCACAGGGGCUCAGCACCUGAUUUGUUGCAGAGUUUAGAUCUGGGGAAUUGAAACAAAAACAUUCCAUUAUUUAAAAAAAUAUAUAAGUUGAGUUGUUGUUUUGACAAAUGUUUUUCUUUCACAAAUAACAGAUCACAUGACACCUUUACAGAGCACACAUACCAACCUCCCUCCACCCCAUGAAAACCUUUCAAACUUUGUCCAAACAAUGCCCAAUGAUUACCUAAGCAGCAGGCUGUCAACAAUUUUCAUUUCAAUGGCUCAGCAUGUUGCCUGGACUACUUACAUUUCUGUUUGAUUGAUUCUUACUGUUUAUUGCAUUGUCUAACUCCUUACUGUGCUGAACAUUUCCAAAUCUGUGAGUAUAGUUACUGCAGUGUUUCCUCUUGAAGAAUUUGUAGAAGGGGUUAUAUAAUAUUUAUGAAGGACUGAAGCUCAGUUCUGGUGAAUUUUUAAAAGGACCCCCCCCUCCCCCGGUUGCCACUACGCAACCAAAAAUGUAAUCUGACUUAUUUUGAGUUAUGAUGCCGGUUUACCCCAAGUUAACCUACAAUUGACCCAUGUUCCAUUUAGCCCCACUCUCCCAUAUGCACUAACAGCAGAUUGUGGAGUGGUAAAAUGCUUAACCAUGCCACUGCUAAAAAUGCAGGGUUUAAAAUGGUGCAUGUUCAUAUUUAGGAGUUGAAAUAAAUAAGUAGGAAUAGAAAGAUAGGAUCUCCCUCUUUUUAACAAAGGCCAUUAAAACUGCUGUUUUCCCCACGAUUGCAAGAAUUGUUGUGCAUUGACUGCUUGUCAGAAUGCAUGUUUCCCUCCCUAUGGUACUCCUAACUUGAAUGGGCCACAAGGAAUAUUGAUCUCGCAUAGAACACACAAGAACAUGCAGACAAUGUAUAAACUAUUCUACUAUGGGGUUGUCUGAAUUUUCUAUUAAUUACUCAUUUUGUUUGCAGAGGAAGUAAAUGUGGACUGAUCCUGGAUCUUCAAAGUGUGACUUGGGCCAAAAAAUUUUUUACUUUUUUUUGCCGUGAGCACCACAGCUAAAUAACUAUAGCAGAAACACUGAGCUACUGGUGGUGUUAUUUAGUUAACCAAUUGCUUUCUUUAUGGUUUGAAGUUUUUAUCUGUGGGGGAAAUAAGUAUGGGUGAUAAUUUGAUUCAUACAUUUUUCUCCCCCACUCAUCCCUUCAGGUUAUUGACAUCUCCAUGAUUCUAGCUGAGGCUAUUCGCCGGACACACAACGGCGAGUCAGUGUCGUAUCUAUUCAGCCAUGUUCCCUUGUAA
Messenger RNA from Coregonus sp. 'balchen', 14272 nucleotides. The record is from the annotation of a GenBank genome assembly. Lineage: Eukaryota; Metazoa; Chordata; Actinopteri; Salmoniformes; Salmonidae.